AUGGAUAGUUUUGACAAAGUUAACGAUGGAGUGAACUCCAACAAGUGUGCAACUGAUGACAAUGUCAGAAUGAGGUCCCUGACAAACAAACCUACAAAGGACAGCCAUGUAUUUGAUGAUGUAUUUAUUUUAUCAAAGAAGUCGAGAAAAAUGAAAGAACUACACCAGGAAUUGCUGGGAAUGGUGGAGGCAAGAGAAAGACGAGAGGAUGACAGUAGGAUGCUUGUCCCCCGGAGAGUUUUUCUGUUUAACGUGGACAUAUUCAAAGACACCCAACAGAUUGAGGAUUUUGAGAAUACUGAUACAGCUCCUCCAGACCCUGGUAAUAGAUUCUCUACUCUGGAAACUGAUGGCUCCCAACAAGGGCCUGUAAAAGCAACUGACGCCAAGUAUUCUUGUGAGGUCAAACCCUCGAAACGCAAUGGUGUUUUCAGUCGCUUGAAGAAAUAUUUUGGAUUCUGAUGAACAUAAUUACAUUGUAAAUCGAAGACGUUAAACUGGAUGUCCUUUGCCGUCAUAUGAUUAUGAAAAUCAUCAGAUCAAAAGAGAAUUAAAUUUGACUCCUUUAUGAAGUUGCAUGUUUUACAACAAAAUUGGUGUCAAAAGUGUUAUUGUUUCUUAAGUUACUAUA
Molecule: messenger RNA, 631 nt
Organism: Magallana angulata
Lineage: Eukaryota; Metazoa; Mollusca; Bivalvia; Ostreida; Ostreidae
Exons: 5
Coding region: 1-462 (153 amino acids)
Source: RefSeq, a predicted model, not a curated record